Drosophila grimshawi is the source of this 1642-nucleotide messenger RNA. RefSeq lists its product as uncharacterized. Bases 51 to 1253 code for a protein of 400 amino acids. The record is from RefSeq and is a predicted model, not a curated record. The transcript is spliced from 2 exons. Lineage: Eukaryota; Metazoa; Arthropoda; Insecta; Diptera; Drosophilidae.
UUCGAAAAUAAAAUCAGGUGAGAGCAGUUCGGGUUGAAAAUUGUUGUGGUAUGCCAGAAAAUUUUCAGUUAACAUGCAAGAUGAAUGCAGCACGAGCCUAUACAAGAUAUUUGAGUGCACGAAUACGCGUUGAACGGUUAAACAGAUUGCUCUCAGAACAUCCGAGCUCACUGAAACAUCACGAUCGACUGCCUGCUGGAGGACGGACAAUGCCAUCUACUUUGUCGUUGAGUAUAUUGAGUUUGUGUCCCGCGGAUUCCGCAAGCUGUGUGUGCGAUAGACCAACGCGCAGCAGCACAGUGAAACCACUUAAAAAGAAAAAGGAUCGCCAUAAAAAGAUUAAAGACUCCAUAAUAUUGGCAAAGGAUCAUCAAACUAAACUCAACCCCAAAUCAACUUGCAAAUGCAAAUGCAAGUAUCCAAUUAUAGUUGUGCCUGCGAAGCGAAGGCUUGAAAAUGAAAAGAAAGAAAAGAAAGCAAAGCCGGAAAAAGUGAAGAAGGUCAAAUGUGUACCUGAGAAAAACCGCGAACAAGAGAAUCAAUUGUCAAAUCCGGCUGUAAGAUAUGCUGAACCUGAAUUAGAUGAAAAAAUAGAACCUGACAAAUUCAUUACAAAGUGUCCGGGAUGUGAGAAAAUACUUGACAUGUCAAACCAGUUGGGUGUGCUGAAGGACAAACUGGAGAAUCAGGUCGCACAGGACAUAAAUCAAAAUGAGCAACUGGAGGAGUUGAACUAUAAAGUAAAGCAGCUGUACGGGACAAUUAAUACGCUCAAUGAUAUAUGCAAGAAUCUAGAGAGCGCUGAGGAUAAGUCAACAAAGCAACGUCAGGAUAUAACGUGCGAAUGUGGUACAAGUAAGACGACAGCUAACUGUGCCCGUCUCAAAAUCAAACACGCACUUGAGCGCAAGACCUCAAGUCUGUGUCAGUUUUGCAAGAACAAGAAUCUUCCGGUGCUGGGUUCCAUGAAGGACGAACUGUCUAACAUGAUGGGAGAUCUAACUGUACGGGAUGUGGCAUUGACGAUUUUAUUGCGGUCCGACAACAUUUACCAUGUGAAUCUAAGGGACAUGGAGACGGGCGGCGACCUCGGCUGCAUGCUAGUCAACUAUGAUGGCAUCCAGGAGGCCAACAACUUGGGCCUGUUCAAGGACAUACUUACGAUCUGUGUGACCGAUGUGCGCAACACAAUCGAGAGUAAGGAAGCUAUUUCCGGUGUCCUCAACUUUGAGUUCAUAAAAGUUAAGCGUUAAAAGGGAAGUACAAAAUUGCGCCCAAAACCCUACGAACAUGGGCUGCCCAAAGAGCAGUACUCAUCGGACUCCUGCCUAAGCGACAUGUGAAUGCAGCUCCAACUGAUAACCAAAUAUUAUUAUCAUCUCAAUAUUUUCCUCCAAUCCAAUAAGGAUGAAAUCUACUCAAGUAUUUUCUCAAAUAAAUAGCUAAAGUGGCUGAUUGUGACUGUGACUCAAAAUAAGGUAAAUAGCAUACAAAUCGCCUUGUCUGACAAAGGCUAACUCUGAAUAUAGCUAUAUUGUAUAUUCAUCUGGAGGCGAUAAUUAAGGAAUCGCAAGCUGCUCAAUCUGUCUUUCAAAAAUUCCAAAUUUUAAUAUGUUUUUAAUUUUUUUAAUAAACAACAAAC